This is a messenger RNA of Acipenser ruthenus (sterlet), 2827 nucleotides long. Its product is annotated as protein FAM131C-like. The transcript is spliced from 7 exons. NCBI's taxonomy places the organism in Eukaryota, Metazoa, Chordata, Actinopteri, Acipenseriformes, Acipenseridae. The record is from RefSeq and is a predicted model, not a curated record. The coding region runs from base 494 to 1318 and encodes 274 amino acids.
UCCUCCUCGGACACAGAGAUGUGUUCCCCCUCCACUGAGAGAGAGAGGACAGGUCCUUAGGAUCCUUCUGUGUCAGUCCCACAGCUCCUCUGAGUCAUUCCACUUGGAACACACUGCAGACUGGAGACUGUGAGCAGGGGUUCUGAGAUGCACUGAAUAGAGGGCAGGGAGAGGUGUGAGAGUGAGAGUGAGUGUGUGCGCCUGUCUGUGUGUGUGUGUGUGUGUGCUGACAAGCAGAGAGGUGGGGGUUCAUCACUGAAGCAGUGGAGGGAAGGCACACACAAGGCAGCAACGUGUGUUUGUUAUUUUCUCUCGUUCCCAGUCAGACAGGGAGAGGAGAGGUUGUACGCGUCCAGGUCUUUUUUCUCAGCCUGUUUCACCCUCUCUGAGCUGCAGCAUGGUUCCUUACUGCUCAGAUGUGAACAGAUAACCGUGGAGCCUUCCAUCUGCCUGCCUGCCUGUUUGUCUAUUCGCCUGCUCUUCCUUGGAAACGAUGGGCUCCUGCAUCUCUAAAGAUCUCCACGGCGCCCCCCAACCACCACUAACCGAACUGCAGCAGCAGCAGCCCGGCUCUGAGAACCAGGCCGUUUCAAAGGAGCAGACAGGAUUUUGCUGGGACCCCUUGAAGAAAUGCUUCAAGCCUGCCGCAAAUGGGAUUGUGCAGGAGAUGAAGCAGACCCCAGACGGAUUUGAAAUCGCAGAGCUGGCGACAUCAUCCCUGCUAGGUCUGGUGGCGACUAUCAAAGAGCGCAUCACCAAACCGACGGCAAUGGCUCAGGGCCGCGUGGCCCACCUGAUUGAGUGGAAGGGCUGGAACAGCAAGCAGCAGGACUGGGGGGGGGCGCCCUUACAGGACGAGGAGCAGUACAGCGACCUGACCGACGAGAUCAAAGAGGCGCGCUUCGCUGCAGGGGUUGCCGAGCAGUUUGCCAUCGCCGAGGCGACCAUGAGUGCCUGGUCAUCGAUGGACGCUGGAGUCGAGCAUGAUGGGAAGCUCUCCCAGGAUUCUGCUUUCUUUCCAGGUCUUGAUGCGGAGGAGGUGUAUCUCCAGCAGCUGAGGAUGAAUGGUACCCAGAGGCUCUAUAGUAUCAAUCUGGACGGGGGUGAUGAGACAGACCUGCACACCCAGGAGCCAUCCCCGUCUGUCCCCUGCCUGCAGACCCAAUCAAUCAGGGACACGCUCGCAGCCAACCCGGAGAGACAGGGCCCCCUGCUGGUGGGGAGGAGCUGUGGCACAGGACAGCGCCCCCGGAGGAGCGGCUCCAUUCGACACGCUGACAGCAGCUCCAUCUCCGAAGAUGAAGUCUUUUACAACUAGAGGCUGUGUCAAUCCCAGCUGGAACAGCCACAGCUGUCUGUGAACUGGGCUCGAACUAAACUCCCAGCGUGGUCAGUAAGUCAUAUUAGAAACGCUUCCUGUUAACCAGGCAAUACGUACCACUGAUAAUAAUGUCAAAAAGAUAUUAGAAACAGAAAUAUAUGAAAAAUCUUCUCAAUCUUCUCAAUAAAUGGAAAACUGAUGCUGUUAUUUAAAAUCAAGAAAUAUCUACAACCAUGGCAGAAUAUUGGAUAAUAUUGUUUGUUGCUCACAGCUGCAUCCGCCUUGACAGCAGGUCAGGUCCAGCAAAUUAACAUUCUUUAAGCAUUCUUGUCCAUUCUUCACUGAUUUUAAAACCUUUUCUAAUGACAGCAAUUAUGUAGCAAAAUAUCCUUUAAAACUGUGCUCGCAGAUCAAAUGGUGUAUCAGUUUAAUCUGGGAGGUGGUGUAUGCAACUGAAGGGGCAGAAACAAGUUCUGUUCACUCGGGGUGUUGGUAACUGGUUCCCAGACUUACCACAUUACUGCUGGGGGUUGGUGAACUGUGGGAAGUUGAUGUUGUUUCUGGCAUUGCCGAUAUGGCUUGUAACAAUCCAUUCGCUGUUUAUCGCCAAAGAAUCUGAUGGUGACCAAUCACAGCAUCAGUAUGAAAGAGGUGUUCGGUUAACAGCCAAUCAGAGGGUCCCAGGACGAAGGAGUUUUUAUCAUGACUAUUGACGCCCAUUUUCAAACUGGGGAAUACUGUUGCAGAGAGAAUUACGGCUGCAGAGUGCAUUCGAAUAGAAACAUACAUUGGAAUGAAAUGUACAGCCUGGGAAGACCCAAACUAACCAUACACACUAAUUCCUUAUCCACCUUGUAUGACCCAGGGUCUAUAAAAUAUGUCUAACUGCAAACAGUCUAUAACACAUCUUUUUGGAUUCAAGCUAUUUGUACUUUUACAAAUAUUAGUGUGCCUAUUUGUCUUAGAGCGUCACCAGCAGUUUCCAAAGGGGAGGAGCCUAAGAACACUGGAAACAAACUGGAUUGUGAACACAGUCUGAUAAGGUACCGCUCAGAGAUCUAAACUAUGGAAUAAUGUAAUAAUUAGAUACCAGUGAUGUCUAUUGAAGGGGAAAAUUGAAUAUGAUUGUGGGGUACUGAUGUUUCAAAUCCUAAUUGUAUGAUUUGUAAUAUGUUUAUGCUGGCUACCCACCUCUAAUCACAUUGAGCGUGGGUCCUUGUGUGUUCUUGUGUGCAAAUUAUGCUCUCAGUACCACUCUCAGUGUGACUAGGGGCUGGCAGUUGGCACAAGUAAAUGUAAAGGCUAAUUCCUCUGGCCGAGUCUGAUAAAAAAAGUCAGCUUUUCUGUCUGUGUUUACCUUGUAAAUGUUUACCGUUAAAUGAAGAUGUAGAACAGCCCUCCCCCAAAUGUGCAGCAGUAUGUCUGUGAUUUAUAAUGUCGUGUUAUUUUUUAAUAUACAAAUAUAUACAUACCUCACAGUGAUAUUUAAAUAAAGAAAUACAGAAC